AUGGUGGCCCGCGGGGCUAGGACGGAGAGGGGGCCCGGCCCCCGGGGCCGCCCUGCUCAGCGCCGCCCGCGGGCUCCGGCGCGCAUCGGGGGCUGGGCCGGGCUAGGGCCGCGCUGCCUCCCGCGCUGCGCAGCACUCCGCGUUCGCCUAUUGAUCUGCUCCGCGGCGGCGGCGGCGGCGGCGGCGGCGGCGGCGGCGAGGAGCCAGAGCAGGGUUUGCCAGACUCAGACCUGGAGCCGCGGCCCGACGUGCGCUCAGGGCUCACGGCCCGCCAGGUUUAGGGGCUGCGCAGAGCACUGCAUACAAGCCGCGAACUACCAGGGCCCCUUCCUGCCCCUCCUCGCCCAGUCCCACAGUGUGCGGCGUCCCCGUUGGGGGGCGCCUCUGCAGCCCCAGGUCUCCCCGCAGAGGCCCAUCUUGCGUCCAGCCUUCCCAGAACCGCAGUCCCCGGGCUGCCUUGCAGACCGGCGAUCCCUCCGUUUCCUGCAGACGCCGCGGCGCACGCUCCCUUCGCUCCCUCCCCCCGCGCUCGGGUUACAGCCGCACGGACGCCGGAGUGCGUGGCCUGGCGUCCUCCCCGGGAGGAAUUUGUAUCAGGCCAGGAAUCCGGACCCCGGGAAUCCCAGGAGGCGCGGGUCGGCGGCUUCCAGAGCCGCCCUGGAACGGGCUGCCGCUCCCCGUCCGAAGCCAGGGCCUUCGAGCCUGUCUCUGGGUUCCGAAAAGCGUCGGGGAAACUUGGGGAGGAACUUUGCCAACUUCGCUCUCCGCGAGGGAGAAAACAGCCUGAAUGGCCCCGGCAGUGGCGGGCCGCGGCGCGCGAGCGGGCCCCCAGCCAGGCCCCGGAACCCGCCGCGGGCCCGGGGAGCCGGAGGAGGUGCGCGGGGCUGGCCGGCGGGCUGCGUGCUCCCUGUGCCGCCCCGAACCAGGCCCGCGCCCUAGGGCUCCGAGCAGCCCGCGACGCGGCCUCAAUGGCCUGAAAAACCUGGCGCUCGGCGCGCGUGAUCUCCUUUUUCUGUACGUCUCCGGGAUCAUCCUUUCCUACCUGACUAGGGCAGUUCCACCCUCCCCCUCCUUUGUUUUUCUCCGCCCGUCUCUGUGUCUCCCACUUUCUAUCUGUCCGAUGUGUGGGUCAUUCGUCUUCUCUUUCCUUCACUCCCUCGUUCCUCGUUUUAUUUUUUUCCUCUGCAUCCCUUUUUAGUUACUUUUCUCAGUUUUGCUCCUUCCCUCUUCCCUUGUUUUAUGUCCCCCCUUUUCCUCUCUCUGGCUCUGUGCCAGUGUGCUUCUCCCUCACCCUCCUUUCUCGUUCUUUCUUUUCCUUCCACUCUUCCUUCCUCGAUUUCUUGGGCUGUCUUUCAGGGUCUCCUCUGCGUGUGUUUUCUCUCUUCUUUUCCUCUCCAGGACCUCUCCCCGCCCCCCCGUGGAUUUGUCUUCCCGGCGGCGCCCCCUCCUCAUCCAUCUCAGGAGAUGAAUAUGUCGCCUUAUUGGAUGCCGUGGCCAGAGCCGGGUGAAGGGGCUCGGCCAGCCUAGCGCAUUUAGUUCAUGCAUAUUGAGGAGAUGGUAAUGAGCGCGUUUGCAUUGUUGCAUGGAAAGACUGCAUUUCCUGCCGCAGUUCGGAGCAGGCGAGGGUGGUGCGGGCCCAGGGAAGCUGCGGUGGGCACCCAGCCUGGUGGCCGCAGCUGGCCCUCAACGGUACUUGGUUCCCCGGGGAGGAAGUGACCUCGCCAAAGGCCCGCUGCCUCCUUGGGCUUCUGCACAAAAGCCAGCCUCCCUACCCUCAUUAAAGCCUCGUUACGGGAACCCCCGCCUCGCUCUAGACGGUUCCUGCGCGCCCCCAACCCUUGGGCCUCUGAGUCUCAUUCCCUGCUGUUUUGAGGCCUGUGAUGGAGGGCCAUCAGGAAAUUAGUGCCUGACAACGUCGUCUAAUGGCAAUAAAUUGCGAUUCCGAGUGACACAUCGCAGGAUCAAACACAGCCUUAUUGUGUACUUGCUCCGCUCACUCCACCUUAAUCUUAAUCGUGGAGGACGCAUUGGCAUGGCCGGCCCCUCAGCUGCCAGGCGGGAGCCCACUUCUGUCUGAGCCCAGAUGGACAGGACUGACCUGGAGGACCCAGCCAUCUAGAGUGGCAUGUUGCUCCCUGAGAACAUCCUCAGCGCCAAGAGGCAGGACCCAGGCAUGGCUCUCAAAGAGGUGAAGGUUUAUGAAAGUCAGGAGCUCAGAGGGAACUGACCACAUACUGCUUGCUGGAAAACCAGGAGGGCGUGGAGACACCACUCUAGACACAGUGGAGUAAGGGACAUCAGACAUUUGUAUUACUCCCUCUAUUCUCUUUCAACUUCAUGCUAAGAAAGUUGAGAGUUCUUAGUUCAAAAGCAAAAAAUGUCAAGAUCUGGCCUUGUCUGGAAUUGUGUAGUGUCAAGUUUCCCAAACUUCAAGCUCUCUGCUACCACCUCAACUAUAAUUUACUUACCAUUUUUCCUUAAGUUGACUCAUUUUUAAUGCUUAAAUACAUGUUUUUUGGAAAGAAAAGUUGGUACUACUGUAAAUGGAAAAGUAGCUAUUACACACCAUAAAGCGAAAUUGUAAAAGAUAAAAACAACUAAAACCAAGCGGCGGUAAAACAUUUUAGCAUGCCACUUGCUUGGAAGUGACUUCUACCUCCUCUAUCCUGUGUGUUGUGUGUAGCUUAGCAAGUGUUGGAAGUGUUAAACACCAAAUCUUUCUUAGAAGAAAUGGGAGAAUUGAACAGGGAAUGCUUCUCACUAUUCAAUACUGUUAAUUUAUUCUGUCUCCACUCUACCUAAAAUCAUGUUGAGGACUCUAAAAGCUGAAGUGGUUUAGGCUUUACCAAGGUCAUUCUCUGCUGAAGAGUAUGUAAAGAAUUUAAGAUAAAUGUGUUGAAUGGUUAGUAUUUACCAAAUGUAAUUGUGUUAAACAUUUUCAAACAGUAUCACAUUUAAUUCUCCUAAUAGGUCUACAAGGAAGAGACUACCCAGGGUGGCCCUGUAUGGUUGUGUGGGAUGCUUACUGAACAAGAGCACCCAGCUAAGGGACUAAGAGGGUCUGAAGUCCAGUCCUUAUAUGCUCAUCAGGUUGGGUACCUUGUCUUGGGACUGUAGUAGAGGAAAAGUACUUUUUGUCUCAUUUGUGAAAAGUUAGGAUAUCACCCAGCCCUUACCUUAGAGAUGGGGAAACUGAGGCUCAGCUUGGUAAAGCCUAGUCUGGAAACCCAUCUGAUAUUUCUAACUAUGAUUCCUUUGGGAAAAAGAUUACAGUCUUUGGGGGGAUUUGUGGAGGUGGUGCAGGGGGUUGGGGCAGGCCAUAAGACUUGUCCCUAAUUUGACUGAAGGAAAAGGGCAAUCAGGCUGUUGGGCUUUCCUUCCCCUUAAUCCUCACACUUCAGGCAACUAUUUGAAGAGUGCCUGGGCAAUACAAAUACUACUGAGGUCAAGGAUCCAUUAUCCCUGCUAGGGCCCAGUUGGGGGAGGGGGAGAAGGUGUGCUGGUUUGCUGAGGCCUAGCUGUGGCUGUUUGGACCUAUUCCUCGCCUUUUUGGAUUCACUUAACCUGCCUGAGUUUAUAGACCAGAGUUCUGCCUUGUUCCCAUCCACAGUUUGGAAACUUCAGAUUCUUAAAGACAAACUGAGAAAUUACAUUGCACCGGAGCUUGUGAAUCAUGUGUUACAUCUGGAGGCAUUUAUUUUAGUGCAGGAUGGGGGUGGCCUCCAUAGUUUUUAAAGAUUGAAUUGCUUGCCAGAACUUACUAAUUAGAUAAUUUUAUUUAAAAACCUAGAUCUCAGAGUUUAUUUGAAAAAAUGGGAAGGCUAGAAAUACAACACUCUCCUUUAUGAGCAUAAUCACCUGGAGUUCAUGGCUGCUGCCCAUUUACCUGGACACACCCCAGAUUACUCCAGUGCCCAACUGACCCACUUCUCUUAAUUACUUGUAGGCAGCUGAGUGUUAAUGCUGGUUUGCAACCUCAGUAGCGAGAAUGAGAGACCCUUGAAGGUAGACAUUGCUUCUCCAGUGUGAAUAAAAUGGCACAGAGUAUGACCUCAGCAGGAAUUGCAAGAAUCUCUUCUUUUCUUUGCUCUCUCCCAGUCUCCUGGUUAGCUGGACAGCUGCUUUUCCAUGGUGGGGUAAGGUGGAAGGCAGGUUUCUAGGAACCAUGGGAAUGAAUAGCUUUGAGAGGUUGGCCAGGAGCGUCAGCUGGGCCUAUUCUAAAGCUUCUGGGAAGAGAAUAGAAAGGCUGGCCCCCAAACAGCCAUUAGUAGGAAACCCCCACUCUCUUAAUUUCCCCUCCCUAGCUUCAGCUCUUUCCUGAUUCUCAUUAUCAUCUUAAAAAUGUCAAAUGAGAAAGUCUGCUUCUUCCCUCCUUUUUCCCCUCUCUUGCUUUGUUUUUGAUAUAUAUAUAUGUAUAUUCCUGAGUGCAUUCUAUGUGCUGGGAACUGUGCUAAGUGCUAGAGAUAGGACAAAAAGCUAGACAGACCAGGGUGCUGUUCUCCACGAGCUUCCAUUUUGGUGGGGCAAUUAGAUAUUAAACAGGAAAAUAAGCGGAACAAAUGCAGAUAGCAUUAAAGUCUACACAACAACACACCAAUAAUACUGGGUGUAUGUACCCUGUUGGAUAGUGUCUUCCCCAUAUUUGUGUCUUUCCCAGAACCUCAGAAUACGAACUUAUUUGAAAAUAGGGCUAUUGCAGAUGCAAUUAGUUAAUAUGAAACUUACACUGGGAUUUCACCUCCUACUGGAGUAGGGUGGGCCCUUAAUCCAGUAAGACUAGUGUUCUUAUAAGAAGAGGAUAAAAGACACAGAGGUAGACAUAGAGGGGAGAAGGUGAUGUGAAGUGAGAGGCAGAGAUAGGAGUGAUACAUCUACAAGCCAAGGAAUGCCAAGAUUGCAGGCCAUCACCAGAAGUUGGAAAGAGGCGAGAAAGAAUUCUCCCCUACAGCCUUCAGAGAAAGCAUAGCCCUGUUGUCACCCUGAUUUCAGACAUCCAAUCAGAACCAUGGGAGAGGAAGUUUCUGUUGUUUUAAGCCACCUAGUUUGUGAUAAUUUGUUAUA
This is a messenger RNA of Manis javanica (Malayan pangolin), 5061 nucleotides long. The record is from RefSeq and is a predicted model, not a curated record. NCBI's taxonomy places the organism in Eukaryota, Metazoa, Chordata, Mammalia, Pholidota, Manidae.